UGCUCUCAGUUAUCGUAAAACCCUCACAAAACCUCACUCUACUUUUCGUCUUCUCCAAGCUUUCAACCAAAAAUAUCUCAUCACCUACAAUGGCGUCUUCUCUCGCUCUGAAGAGGCUGAUCUCGUCAUCCAACCUCAUCUCCAGGUCACUCCGUCCAUCGGCCGCCGCCGCCGUGUCUCAGCCGGCUUCCUACCGCCGCUUCAACACCAACGCCGUCCGCGAGUACGAGAGCGACGACCGCGACGUCGACGUCGAUCGCCGCCCCGAUCGCCGCAUCUUCUCCCCCUUCUCCGAUGCAUUUGGUCCUUUCCCCACAAGAAGCAGCCUAAGCCAAAUUCUGAACAUGAUGGAUAAAUUCAUGGAAUCGCCUGUGACUACGAGCAUUCGCCGGAACUGGGAUGCCAGAGAAACCGCCGAAGGUCUCCAUCUGCGUAUGGAUAUGCCGGGAUUCGGCAAAGAAGAUGUGAAAGUGUCGGUGGAGCAGAACACACUGGUAAUCAGAGGCGAGGGCAAGAAGGAAUUCGAGGAGGAGGAAGGCGGCGGAAGGAGGUACACUAGCAGGAUCGAUCUGCCGGAGAAACUGUACAAGACCAGUGAGAUUAAGGCGGAGAUUAAAAACGGCGUUCUGAAAGUGUUUGUGCCCAAGAUUAAGGAAGAAGAGAGGACUGAUGUUUUCCAUGUCAAUGUUGAGUGAAUGAAUGGUUUGGUUUUUUGAAGUUGGAGCCUUUUUUUGUUUUAGAUGGUUAGUCUUUUUUAGUUGAUGAAAUGAAAGCUUUUGUUAAAUGAAGUUUGAUGUUUUUAUCUUCUAUUGAGGAUUUAAUUAAGCUA
Molecule: messenger RNA, 829 nt
Organism: Erythranthe guttata (spotted monkey flower)
Lineage: Eukaryota; Viridiplantae; Streptophyta; Magnoliopsida; Lamiales; Phrymaceae
Product: heat shock 22 kDa protein, mitochondrial
Source: RefSeq, a predicted model, not a curated record